AGAUUGAAGGGGACUCCUUUAUUCUUCACAGAGGUGACGUAGCUAUGGUUUCCAUUCUGAGUUUUCCAUUUGGGUUUACAGUAAACAAAUUCUCUCUACCAUCUUAUUUUAGAAGAACACACACAGUGGGCUGUGCCUCUGAAAAUGUCUAAACACUGCUCUGUUUUGUGUUUCAGGCACCAUGAUACCCUGCAACUAGUGAUCUCAAUAUGGAGUUGUACUGGUACAUGUAAGUAGCUAGCUAGCUACAUUUCUAUUCUACUUCUUUUGCAUUCACUUCGAUUCACAUGAUUCAGUAGGAUUUCAUGGAUAGAAUUACAAUGUGAACAACAUUCAAUUCAAAACAUGCUGCUACUUUUCUCUCCUUUCUGUGUUCCUUCAAGAGUGGUCAUCGUGUUCAUCAUCAUCAAGAUCUUCUUCUACGUGUGCUGGUACCGCUCGCGUCAGAGACAGCUGGCCGCGUACCUCAGCAACCCUCGUAAUGCCCAGAUAGUCAUCGUGGGAGGGAGGGCCUAUCUGCAUCAGACGUGUGAGAGACCGAAUGUAAGUAGUUGUGGUUCUUCUACAUCUAUUGUUAUUGGUGCAUUAAACCAAGGCCAUGGAUGGAUACAAAAUACAAGGCUGAUUAUAUAUAAGUAAUUGUAUACCAAUUGGCAACCAAUUUGACUAGGUUUGGGGGGAGGUGGCCUCCUGUCUGCGACAUGGUUCUCAGGCACACAUUCUGUGAAAAUUAAUUGGGAAGCAGACCUACUAAUUAGGGUUAUUGAGAGACUAGAGUCACAUUGUUUUGUUCCAGUUCAGCACAGGGAAGCACAUAAUAUUGAAUCUGAGUAAAGAGGAAGAGGUCAGGAGGGUUGCUAAAGGUUGCCCUUUCAGAGGUUUGUGUGUGGGGGGGUGGGAAGUUUGUGUUCCUGGAAGUGCUUGUGGUUUUAGAUGAGUUACUUCCACUCAGAUUGACUGACUGAGAAUGGGAGGCUUUCUCACUGUGCCGAUUACUCAGCAUCCCACGCUUUGUUUAGUAGGCGUUUGUGUGUACAGUGCUUUCGGAAAGUAAUCAGACCCCUUCCCUUUUUCCACAUUGUGUUACGUUACAGCCUUAUUCUAAGAUGGAUAAAAUAAUUUUUUUCGCUCAUCAAUCUACACACAAUACCCCAUAAUGACAAAGUGAAACAGGUUUUUAGAAUUGUUUUCAAAUGUAUUAAAAAUAAAAAAACAGAUACCUUAUUUACAUAAGUAUUCAGACCCUUUGCUAUGAGACAGAUCUGGGGAAGCGUACCAAAAAAUGUCUGCAGCAUUGAAGGUCCCUAAGAAAACAGUGGCCUCCAUCAUUCUGAAAUGGAAGAAGUUUGGAACCACCAAGACUCUUCCUAGAGCUGGCCGCCCGGCCAAACUGAGCAAUCGGGGGAGAAGGGCCUUAGGCAGGGAGGUGACCAAGUACCCGAUGAUCACUCUGAUAGAGCUCCAGAGUUCCUCUGUGGAGAUGGGAAAACCUUCCAGAAGGACAACCAUCUCUGCCGCACUCCACCAAUCAGGCCUUUAUGGUAGAGUGUGGGGAUGUUUGUCAGCGGCAGGGACUGGGAGACUAGUCAGGAUCGACGGAAAGAUAAACGGAGCAAAGUACAGAGAUCCUUGAUGAAAACCUGCUCCAGAGUGCUCAGGGCCUCAGACUGGGGCGAAGGUUCACCUUCCAACAGGACAUCAACCCUAAGCACACAGCCAAUACAACGCAGGAGUGGCUUCGGGACAAGUCUCUGAAUGUCCUUGAGUGGCCCAGCCAGAGCCUGGACUUGAACCCGAUCAAACAUCUCUGGAGAGACCUGAAAAUAGCUGUGCAGCGAUGCUCCCCAUCCAACCUGACAGAGCUUGAGAGGAUCUGCAGAGAAGAAUGGGAAAAACUCCUCAAAUACAGGUGUGCCAAGCUUGUAGCGUCAUACCCAAGAAGACGCAAGGUUGUAAUCGCUGCCAAAGGUGCUUCAACAAAGUACUGAGUAAAGGUCUGAAUACUUAUAUAAAUAUGAUAUUUCAUUUAUUUUUGUAUACAUUUGCAAACAUUUCUAAAAACCUGUUUUUGCUUUGUCAUUAUGGGAUAUUGUGUGUAGAUUGACACACACAAAAAAAAACAUUUUUAUCCAUUUUAGAAUAAGGCUGUAACGUAACAAUGUGGAAAAAGUCAAGGUGUCUGAGUACUUUCCCGAAUGCACUGUAUGUGUGUAUCAGUAGUUUGUGUGCAUGUACGGGUGUGUGUGUGUUUGUGAGAUGGUGACCUUGAUGAAACGUCAGGGCUCUGGAAGGUCUCAGGGCUUUGUGAAGCAGCGUAAGGGAUAGGUUUUUCUACCGGUGACUGUCCAGCACUUGCCAAAUCUAACCCAUGCCUGUGAAAGUCUCUGAGCCAUUAGGAACAGCUAAGAUGGACAGGGCAAGAGAAGUGCUCCAGUGAAGAGAGAAGACUAAGGCCAGAUAGAAUAGCUUAGUUUUCCUCGAGGCCCCAGAAGUCAGCCUAUUUGAAAUCCAAAUAUGAGUGAAAUUAAACCAAAUAGGCCUGCUUAUGUGCUAACAAUCUGAAUACAGUGGUAAGAAAACAUUCCAAUCUUUCCCACGAUUCCAUGGAACCUUCGAGAAGAGGACAGACUACCACAUCUUGUUUCCUGGAGUUUUCAAAGUGACAUUCAUGCAACUUCUGCAUUCCUUUGUUGUACUGGCCAAGGACUCCUCCCUAAACACCAAGUGUUACCAUCUGUUGUAGAUGGUCUUAGUUUUAUUGUCCUUUGUGGACUAAUAUCUCCAGAACCACUGACCUGUGACUUUGAUGUUUUCAUAGAUAAGUCUGGGAGAAGACUUCAAAACCAAGGUGGCAUUAUAAAAACUGACAUCAACCCUCCUUCCAGUACGUUCUGCCUUUGUGUUCUGCGGAGUUUCUUCGAACACGUUUUAACAGCUUCUUUGUAGAACACCUGGAAGCAAUCUCCAUGAAUGAAAACCUGGCUCAAACAAUCUAUGAGUGAACAAAUUCAACAUCUCUCUCUCCAACUCGACUCUGCUGUCCCUUUUUAAUAGCAUUCAGAAUGGUUCCAUACUAUCCUGGCCUAGGUCUAUAUCUUUCUGAUUGACUGGAUAGAAAGAGCACUGUUUUACAUGCAAAAAGGACUGUAAAUACUAUGUUACUCAAACGAGUUUCUCAAAGUUUAUAUCAGGGCCCCAAGUCGUUAGGCUACUCCGAGCAGGUAGUCUCCUUUUUUUAUUGUUACAUAAACUGGAUGGGUGCAGUGAAAUGUCAAAAUGCACACAAAAACAAUUGUGCUUUAUUACCGUCCCUGGCUUGCCUUUACUGAAUUACUAUAGGUGCCCCUUGUCUUCCAGGUGAGGUUUUUAGGCUAUUUAUAGUGUUGUUAGUAACUUUCUCAUAACGGAAAUGCCCCAAUUCUAAGAAUGAGGUCUGUAGUCGUUAACGGUAGAUUCCAGCCUCUAGCUAGCUCUUUUUUAGGAAGUUGCCCCCAGUAAAGACCUUACUGUAUCUGCUUCAGUAUCUCUGCCUUUGAUCUGAUCUGAUCUGAACAUUUGAUUUGAACUGAAGCCUGUUCUGUUUUUGAUUAUGUUAGUGUAUUUGGACCUGAAAUGAAACGGCUCUACUAGGAAACCAAGUUCAAGUAACUGGAGAUCUUUGUACAGGAGGAGAAAACCUUACAGUUUUGUUAGGCUGGAAUUAGAAUUAGGGAUGCACAUUUCGGUCAAUUUUACCGCCGACUAACCAACUCUCUCAUUAACUGGUCAACAAACGGUAAAACAAUUCCAAACCGUAACAUGACGUGACCUACAGAAAAUACUAUGCAUGCAUACAGACAUUUGUAAUUAGAAUGGAAACAUGCAACAGUAGCAAGCCUGUCGCCUUACAGUCAAAAGGCUAUAGCCUAUUAUUGAACAUGCAACUCCUGUAAUGACCAGCUAAUAAAACUUUGUUUUCAAACAAAUGCAAUUUGCGGGAAAACACUGUUCUAAAAAAUGCACCUAAUACGAGCGGUUCAAUUUGUGACAGAGAUAAACCUCUGUUAGAAACUUAGAGGGAGAAUCUAAUAGCAAAAACUAGGAUGGGAUGCUAAUAUGACUAGGAUUGUGCCUUUGGCUUCUGGGCAACGAAAGAAAGUUGAUAUGAAAACAAAUAGAACAGGAGAGAAAUGCUAGUUAAUGGCAUGAGGACAUCUUUAUAAAAUAAUUAAGCGCUGAUAGCCUGCCUACCAUUGACUAUAGCCUAUGCACUUGAAUGGCGAUUGGGAGUUGAUUGAGAAAUAAAAAGAGUAGCUAUUUUUAAUCGUGGCCAUCAAAACGGUUUUUAACACUUGAUUUGCCUUUAUCAUUAUUUGUUGCGCAAUGACUUGGCACGUUUCACUCCAGUACCAGUUUUUGAGAACAGUUGAUAGGCUAUUCUGCUCCUCAAACUAGGCUCCGUAUGCUGUGAGCAUGUGAUAAAUAAGAUGCAUGACGACUAACGAAAAUACACGCGCCAAUGACCCUAUAGACUAAUAAGCAUGAUAUCAUUUUCGCAGAUUUAACGGUUAACCGUUAACAUACCGAAUUAGAAUGUCAGUCAGAAUGUAGCUGAAUGUAACAGAACCCAGGUAAAGCUGAGUGUUCAAACCCUGUGAUUCCACCUGGUCCUUCUCGGCCACACCCCCCACACCUCGUGGUCCUCUGUAGCUCAGCUGGUAGAGCACGGCGCUUGAAACGCCAAGGUAGUGGGUUCGAUCCCCGGGACCACCCAUACACAAAAAAAUGUAUGCACGCAUGACUGUAAGUCGCUUUGGAUAAAAGCGUCUGCUAAAUGGCAUAUUAUUAUUUAUUAUUUAUAUUAUUACCCCAGUGAGCCAUCUUUAAUGGUCUUUUGCACUCCAUUUCAAGCCUUUACUGCCUCACUGCUUUAGUACAACCCCUCUCUGGCUCACCUCAACCUACUUCUCUUUUUCCUUUUCCUCCCCAUCUCCUCUUUCAGUCUUCUAGUCUAAAGCAUGAUGCUCCCUGUUUAGAUUGUAAUGGAAUGUUCAGCGAUGAGGCCCCAGAACCAUCCAUAACUCAAGCAGGCAGGCAGCAGCCUCCCUGAAAGGGCUCUGGAGACAGGCCAGGGGGAGACCAGAGACAGGGUGCAUCCCAAAUAGCACCCUAUUCCCUAUAAAGUGCAUUACUUUUGACCACAGCCCAUAUGGCUCUGGUCAAAAGUAGUGCACUAUAUAGGGAAUAGUGAGCCAUUUGGGAUGCAGCCUGGGAGGGAGGGAGAGAGAGAGACGGGCAGAUGCAGGGUGAAGAUUCUGUCUUUUGGCCACUAGUGAGCUUUAGCUUCUGUUUAGCUUGUGUUUAUCAUCACACUCCAGUUGAAAAUGAAAGUGUGCGUAUGUGUGGUACUAAUUCCUUCUCUCACUUUCUCGCUCUCUCUGUCCCCCAGACAUCUAUCUGGCCCAGUUGGUAUGGGGUUCAGGAUGAGGAGUCAGUGGGCGAGCCUUCCACCUCUCUCCCCCCGGCAGCAUCCUUCUCUCACAUGGACAUGCCUCCACCAUAUGAAGCCGUCUCCGGAGGUAACACACACAGGAUAUGGUUAGGUGACAAGACAAAACUGCAGGAAAUGUAUCAUAGAAACGCCACCGAAGAAGGGGCUAAAGUUACACCUAAAGAGUUGAUGGCCUUUAUCUCUCAUAAAUACUACACCCUACUCAGGAUUUAAUAAGGCUACCUUGAGCCUGUCUUCACCACUACAUUUAGCUCACUGAGCUAACUCUCCUUCAGAGGGGUUGUUCAUUCAGCCAUCCUGGUGCUGAGGUCUUGAGCCUUUAGGCAGCAGCCUUACAGACCACGGGGACAAACAGGGUCUUAUUCAUUAGUGCAUACCGUAGCAAAAUGUUUUAGAACAGAAAAUGUUUUGCAACAAAAACACGUUUCCUAUUGGACAAGUUCAAGUAGUCCCUCCCCGUUUCUUUUUGUUUGCUUCGGUUUGGUUCCUAGUGAACACAACCCAGGAGAGAAAAAGCCCACAUCUCCCAGUAUAUAAUAGCACUGCUUGGCUGGCCGUCUGGUACCACUGCCAACAGGCUUGUUUUAACCCCGUCACAAACACACUGCUGCUAAAGAUACACCAUCUUACCCUGUUGAAAGGAGUGAUUACGCACAUCCAGCCAUAACACAGGAGCUGGACACAAAAAAUGACUCAUUGUUUGCUCUUCCCAGAAGUGCUCUUUAGUGAUACAAUAACGACAUUAUUUCUAACGGCAUGGUCUUCGUCACAUUCAAAAGGGGAGUGUUAUUUCCCUCCUGUCCCAGUCACUACAGUAGCAGACACGACGUAUAGGAACCGAGCUCUGGUGAAUGAGGACUUCCCUGCUUGACUGCACUGUGACUUAGAUCUUUAGUGCUUAGAUCACUCACCCUCAGUGAUUGUGUGUGUGCCGUAUCAAAGACACCCUCAGCCCUCAGAUCUUUCCAUGAUCACAGAGCCUCCUCCACUCACACAUGUAAUUGAUGUCAGGGUUAAACCCACACACUGGUCCUGGAACUGUCCCUCUCCGUUGCAUAAAUGCCCUGUCAAAAGUACCUUCUUAUUCCCCCUCCUCCUGCGUAGCUAGCGUGUUCCCCUGUCACUGGGUUGUAGGCCGGCGUUCCAGCGCUCAGGAGUGAAGUCUCCCCUACGUACAGAUCUAGAAGCACCUUCCCCUCCCCCAAUUCUAAUGUUAACCGUAAGCGGAAAAUGCUAAACUGACCCAAGAUCCGCUUCUAGGAGUAACUUUACCCUACACUGAUUCUAGCCAGCUCACUGAACAGUAACAGGAUGUGGUAGGAGAGGAUAUGAGUCUGUUGAGUAAUUACUUCCUCCUAUGAUCUCUCAUACUAUAUUAUUUAGGACAAUACCAAAUAGAGGUAUGUAGAAGUACCGUAAAACUUAUAUUAAUAACCCAGGCAUUUAUUUGUUCCUACUGCCGAGUUGGCCUGGUGCGUAUGGGAGGCUGGCGUUUAAUACCACUCGAGGUGUGGAAGAUCCUCUACAAGUUCCUCUACAGCUCUGUCACCGGUAGCCCUGUUAAAUAUUUAAAACAGUGGUUGCAUUUAGAACGCACUGCAAAUGUCACAAAAGGGGAGAACUUAUUUUAAAAAAUUCUUGCUGCUUACAAACAGACUUGUGAUUUGACAUACAGGGAUCAAUCAAUUGACACCAGGUGGCGAUGCUGUGACAUUCUACUGGAGCAGACGAGCCAAAUGUGUGCAUGUGUAAUUUCACUUUUUUGACCCGGGGCUUAUAAGCGACCAGUGUUAAUUUCAAACGAUGCCCAGCCAAUAAUAAGAGGCCGGUGAUUGUUGGAGACUGAGUUUUAAGGAUGUUUGCCGACCAUCGCAACAUUCUUUACAGUUGCUAUUUUCUUUAGACUGCACACAAAGAUGUUCACUUCAGUUUCUGUAUUUCUGCUUACUGACCUCUAACUUCUGACCCCACAGCUGAUGACCUAAAACCUCCUCCAUACAGCGAGGUUGCCCAGAGUGACGCAAUGGACAUUUCUCGCCCCUCCUGCCACGCCCUUCUCCCCCUCCUCCCUCCUCCUCUCUCUGAGGGUGGAGACUCUGCCAGCAUCAUCAGCGAAGCCCCGCCACCAUACACCCCAACCCCCAGCCCCAACUGGCAGGAGGGCUCUGUCAACCCCAGCCAAUCACACUCGGAGGACCGACCCAGCUAGACCAAUCACAAACCCUGAUGCCGACCGACUCUUUACCGCCUUUCCAAGUGCUGUCCUCCUCCCUGCCUUCUCACCUCAGCGAUCCCUGCCAGCUAUGCUCACUCACUAAACCGACUUUGUUUUGGUUUUCUAGGUUUUAAAACAGUUUUCUAUUUUCUACUGUUUGAAAGUGAUUUAUUGUGAUGAGGAAUAUGAUAAAUAAUAAGAGAUAAUGUGGUGGAGUUGAUGGGCGUUUGACUGCUGGACAACUCUUCCCUCUGGAACACCCCUCUGCCUCAUUGGAAGAAGAGGGAGAGGGAUGGAGGGAGAGAUAUACACAACAGCCAACAGUGGAGAGGAUAAAGGCUACUAUAAUGUCCAAUAUCCAAUGAGUCCAAUGAUGGCCUUUAGUGCUGCGUCCAGACAUCCAGUCCAGUGUCCCCAUCAGAGUUCUAUACUAAGCACCUUCUCAGAACUGAUUUAAAAGAUACUUUGUUCUACAGGCCUUUAAUCUGUAACAUCCAACAGCAUUUGCCUUAGAGAUUGAGAGCGAGAGAUCGAUGCAUUUCCAAGAAAUCUACCGGAUGAAAGAAAACCAUGUUGGAAAUAAUGUAGUGGUUGAUCGUGAUGAUUAUUGUACAAUCACAGACUAAUAAUGAUCGCUAACAUCUUCAGUCCAUCGUAGCUUCAUCCUUUGUUCUCUCUGUCAGUGGCUUGGUUAUGCCAUUUAGUCUAUUCUUAGGUCAUAUAAAUG
Molecule: messenger RNA, 8433 nt
Organism: Coregonus sp. 'balchen'
Lineage: Eukaryota; Metazoa; Chordata; Actinopteri; Salmoniformes; Salmonidae
Source: the annotation of a GenBank genome assembly